AUGGUGCAAUCUCAGCCUGAGCCGAUCGCUAUAGUAGGUAGCGGUUGUCGCUUCCCGGGAAGCUCGAGUUCCCCUUCCGCACUAUGGAAGCUUCUGCAGAAGCCUAGGGAUGUCUCGAAAGAGCCCCCCAAUGAGAGAUUUGAGCUGAAGGGGUACUAUCUCCCUAAAGGCACGCAUCACGGAACAACAAAUGUACAGCGUGCGUACAUGCUUGACGAGGACGUUGGUGCAUUUGACGCCACUUUCUUUAACAUCAGUCCCAAUGAAGCUGAAUCUAUCGAUCCUCAACAACGCUUGCUUAUGGGGGUUGUUUAUGAGGCUCUUGAAUCAGGAGGCCAUCGUAUCGAUACGCUCCGUGGAUCAGACACCGCUGUCUACGUGGGCACUAUGUCCGUCGACUAUAGCGACAUUAUACUUCGAGAUAUCAACAGCAUGCCCACUUACUUCUCCACCGGAACUUCGCGUGCCAUUCUAGCAAACCCAUGGUUGCGCUGCACCAAAGUGUUCAAUCACUUCGGUCAGGAAGAGUCUCGAGUAGCUAUCGCCGGUGGAACAGAAUUACUCUUGGGACCAGAGCAAUUUGUGGGCGAGAGCAAGAUGAACUUGCUGUCUCCAACUGGGCAAUCGCGUAUGUGGGAUGCCAGUGCAAACGGCUAUGCCCGAGCUGACGGCAUUGCGGCCGUCGUCCUCAAGAGAUUGAGUGAUGCUAUUGCGGAUGGCGACCAUAUUGAAUGUCUUAUCCGUCAGACUGGGAUCAAUCAGGACGGCAAAUCAACGGGACUCACCGUUCCCAGUUCCGAAGCCCAGGCAGAUCUCAUUAAAUCAACAUAUACAAAGGCUGGGUUAGAUAUAAAAGACCCGAGGGAUUGGCCGCAAUUCUUCGAAGCCCAUGGGACUGGUACUAAAGCUGGUGACCCUCGAGAAGCCUCGGCAAUCAAUCAAUGCCUUGGACGCCAGCCGAUACACGGAAAUCCCUUAUACGUUGGGUCAGUGAAAACUAUUAUUGGUCAUACUGAAGGUACAGCUGGGUUGGCUGGGGUCCUGAAAGCCUCCCAAGCCAUACAGAACGGUUUUAUUCCUCUAAAUAUGCUGUUGAACCAAAUGAAUGAAGAGGUCGCACAGCAUUGCAGCAAUCUUUGCGUUCCAAAUUCUCUUAUUCCAUGGCCUAAACUACCAGACGGUGUGCCUCGACGAGCAAGUAUCAAUAGUUUCGGGUUUGGCGGCACCAAUGGUCAUGCGAUUGUGGAACAAUACAAACCAUUCACAAAAAUUGCGAAUAACCUUGAUCGGAAGUCUAUUUUCAAGACAUUUCCAUUCUCAGCAUCAAGUGAAUGGUCUUUAAACGCCAAUUUAGAUGCCUAUGCUAGCUACUUGAAGGCUGGCGAGCAUAUCAACCUAGAUGACUUAGCAUGGACGCUUCAGUCACGCCGUUCCAUAUUGCCAUUUACGAAAACAUUUUCAGCGAACAGUAUCCAGGAUUUGGUCUCUAAAAUUGAAGAUUCACUUGCACAAGCGAAGGCGAACCCUGGCUCGCCCAUUGGCACUCGGUCGGGUUCUGCAGGCCCUAAAAUAAUUGGCGUUUUCACCGGGCAAGGGGCGCAGUGGGCAGAAAUGGCUGCUCAUUUGAUCUUAACAUCAGAAACCGUGCGGCAAACGAUUCGGGAUCUCGAUGCCUCUCUCGCGACGCUGCCCGAGGCCGACCGACCGGCGUGGCGGAUUGGGGAUCAACUGUGCGCUGACGCUUCAUCCUCACGCCUCAACGAGGCUGCUCUUUCGCAGCCCUUGUGUACAGCUAUUCAGGUAGUACUGGUGGACCUUCUACGCAGCGCAGGUAUCACAUUCCAGGCUGUAGUGGGUCAUUCAUCAGGUGAAAUUGCAGCCGCGUAUGCUGCAGACUUUAUCUCGGCCCAUGAUGCUAUUAGGAUCGCAUAUUACAGGGGCCUGAGACGCGUCAAGAUUGCUGCUCAAAACUCAGCUGCUAGUCUUACACUUUCCGGUGAUACUGAUGCUAUUUCACACGCAAAGCGAGUCUUCGAAGAAGAGAAAAAGUUCACGAGGCUUCUGGUUGUGGAUACUGCAUAUCACUCCCAUCAUAUGCUACAGUGUAACGAACGUUAUAUUCGAUCUCUACAAACAUGUGGUAUUCAGAUCAAUUAUAGUCGCACCACAUCCUGCACCUGGUACUCAAGCGUUAAGCAUGGCGAGCGAAUGGAACCAAACAAUUCACUUGGUGAUACGUACUGGAACGAUAAUAUGGUCAACACAGUCCUUUUCGCUGAUGCCGUCAAAGGCGCGGCCAAUGCAAACAAGUUGAACCUUGCACUCGAAGUUGGACAUCAUCCGGCACUCAGAGGCCCUGCCGUACAAACUCUUUCAGAUCUGCAAAUAUCCCUUCCAUAUAGUGGAGCUCUUAAGCGCAAAGCUAAUGAUCUAGAAGCAUUCCAGGAUGCAUUGGGAUUCAUAUGGACGCAUCUCGGACCCAGUGCGGUUGACUUUCAGACCUGCGAGAAACUGAUGUACCCUGGUUCUGAAGCCCCCUCACUGGUUAUCAAUCUUCCAAUCUACCAAUGGGAUCAUAGCAGGGCGUAUUGGUACCAGUCGCGUUUAUCAAAAAAGAUCGAAACGCGCGGUCAUGCAUUCCACGAGUUGCUAGGCGUUCCGUCGCCUAAUAACACCGACCGUGAUUUACGAUGGACCAACUUCCUCAAAUCCAAUGAAAUACCAUGGCUAGAUGGGCAUCAACUACAGGGUCAGACAGUUUUCCCAGCCGCCGGAUAUGUAGCGAUGGCAUUUGAGGCGGCGCUCAAGCUUGCUCAAGGGAACAAUGUAAAGGUUUUGCAGAUCGAAAAUCUUACAAUCGACAAAGCAGUCACUUUUGAUGAUGGGCCGAGUUUUGCAGUGGAGACACUGGUGACCCUUACCGGUAUAAUGGGGGAACAAUUUCCUGGAAAGAAACACACUGCGGAUUUCUCUGUUUACUCCUGCCCGAAUACCGGCACAGUGGAGAUGGACUUAGUGUCUCAAGGACAUGUUACUGUUGUUUAUGGAGAACCAUCAUUUUCUAAUCUAUCAUCCAAGCCACUCAGUGAGAAUAAUAUGACAGAUAUCGAUGCUGAGGAGUUCUAUGCCUCCUUGUACCAGCUUGGCUACGGCUACAACGGUCCCUUCAAGACGUUGAAAUCAACCAAGAGAAGACUGAACCAGGCUUUUGGCAAAGUAUCUAGUUACGGAUAUGAUGAGGAUGAUGAAACUUUUAUAGUCCAUCCAACAAUGCUUGAUGUGGCAUUUCAAGCCUCUUUCCUUGCCUGUAUGAGUCCAGGAGAUCAGCAGCUAUGGUCGCUUCAUAUGCCGACCUCGAUCCAAUCCAUUCGCGUGAAUCCGGAGCUCUGUGCCUCGCUCCCAAGCUCUUCAACGGACCUCGCGGUUUAUGCGGUCUUGCACGAAUCCGACUCCCUCUCUAUGGUAAGCAGUGUGGAUGUCUUUGCAGACGACGGUCAGGAGACUCUGAUCCAGGUGGAGGGACUAUCAAUGAAGCCUUUCUCUCCAGCAACGGCAGACGAUGACCGCCCCAUGUUCUCAACAACAGUCUAUGGUCCCAUGGAACCCGAUGUGACCAUGAUCCUUGAUGCGGAUCGUUCGUUGAGUAGAGAAAAGGAAAUCGCCGCGGUUGCUCAAUCAUUGGGUAGCACUGUUAAAAAGAUUAUCCAUCGGUAUCCACAUGCCAAGAUCCUUGAAAUAGGCUCUGCAGAGAGGUAUGCGGCGGAUAAAAUCCUAGAAAUGGUUGAAGGGAAGCUGUCGUCAUAUACUUACACUGAAGUUUCAAUUGAGUCCACUGAGAAGGCAGCCGAUUCUGUCAAGGCGUCAAAACAAAAACUUGUCUUCAAGCAGUUUGAUCCUCUCAUCAAACCAUCCUCGCAAGGGUUCGAUGAGAACUCAUAUGAUGUGGUUGUUGCCUCCAAUGCCUUCCUAGAUAGCUCUGCUUUGCAAGCUACCUUUGAAAACAUCCGCCUACUUCUGAAACACGGGGGCUACUUAUUAGCUUCUGGGAUCCCUACGAAGAAGAAGGAUGACUUCAAACAAAGUUCAGGACGAAGCGCUCGGUGGCUUAAUUCUCUUCGCGCAGCGGGUUUCUCUGGGAUUGACAGUAUGGCACCCGAAACCGACGCUGAUGGCUUCCACUCUUUUGUUAACAUGAGCCAGGCUUCUGAUAAUCGAAUCAAUUUCUUACGAAAGCCACUCUCUGCUCCGUUACCCGCUCCUCUGGAUGAAUUGGUGAUCGUCGGAAACCACUCUCUAAAAUCAGCCCGCUUUGCAGAAGACAUCAAUGACAUGCUCGUGAGAUUCUUCAGAAAAAUCACUGUGCUCGAGAGCCUUCCAACCGAUGAUGAUGAGAUCUCGUCCGUCUCAACUUUCAUAAAUCUUGCCGACAUCGAUGAUCCUAUCUUCCGUGACGUCUCCCCAGAGAAGGUUGAAGGCCUAAAGUGUCUAUUCGAGCUUGCAGGCAGCAUUUUAUGGGUAACCGAAGGCGCCAGGGCAGAUGAGCCAUAUCACAAUUCAAGUAUUGGAUUUGGUCGUUCAAUCGCCUAUGAGAUGCCGCACUUGUCUAUGCAGUUUCUUGACCUGGACAGUACCGAUAAUGCGGCUCCUCGAAUCAUCUGUGAGGCUGUUCUCAGACUCGCAGUAUUAUGGUCAAGCGAGCCUGAGAUAUAUGUGGAGAAAGGAGACUUGACGAUCCCACGCCUUCUCCCGCAGGCUGACCAAAACGCUCGCAUCAAUUCUCUACGCCGAGCGGUAACGAAGAAAGUGGACCCAACCUCCUGUUCCGUUCUUGUAUCACAAGGGGUUGAAGAAUCCUCAAUUCUAUUAGAACAGUCUAUUCUACCUGUCUCUCGAGCCGACGAAAGUAUCGUCCGUGCAAUGUAUUCUAUUCUGGCUGCCAUCCGCGUUACCCCAGAAAUCUCACUGUUCCUUGGGGCUGGUGUGGAAGAAGACAGUGGAGCUUUGAUGAUUACACUGUCAGAAGAGAACUCGUCGAUCUUCAGACCACUCGUUCGUGUGGCUGCAGAAUGGCAGAAGGAAUGUUUAUCCACCUUACUUUCGGCUGUCGCCAGACGCCUCAUCGCCCGUGCCCUCCUUUCUGCUAUUCCUGGCAACAGUCACUUGCUCAUCCAUGGUUUAGAUGAAAAUGAACCAUUUGGAUGUGUAUUGACACAACACGCUGCCGUCUCAAAAGUCGAUAUCAAAUUCACGAAUGCGGACGCGACAGAGAAGCCAGGAUGGACUCGGAUUGCUCCCUGGGCGUCUCGCCAUGUGGCUAGAAAGGCCAUUUCACCUCACACUACACACUUCCUUGACCUUUCUAGUGAUGUAGAGAAUCAAGAAGCAUGCUCCGUAAUCCACGGUUCUCUGCCACCCAAUUGCAGGACAUUGACCGCUUCUGCUUUGUUCAAACACGAGGGGCUUUUGCUGGGUGGAGAUAGGGAGAACUUGUUGAGAAUCUUGGAGAAUGCCGUUCAAGAUGCAAAGGAAUAUGCAUCAAGCGAGAUCCCAGGCCCUAGCAUUCGUCUCACCGAACUGAGUGAUGAGCUCAUGGUUAAAUCUCCAGUUAGCGUCAUCGACUGGACGUUGGAUAAAACUAUCUCCGUUCUGGUCAGACCUAUCAAUGCCGCUCAACUCUUCUUUGGGGAUAAGACCUACGUCUUGGUAGGUCUAUCUGGAGAGCUUGGUCGUUCCAUUUCUCAAUGGAUGUCUCUCAAUGGAGCUGGCUCCAUUUGUCUGAUCAGUCGAAAUCCCAAACUGGACCCAGAGUGGCAAGCUGAGAUGGAAGGACAUGGUACUACUGUGAGGUUCAUUUCCAUGGAUGUAACAAGGAAAGAAGAUGUUGAAAGGGUUUUCAGUGAUCUUAGAGCCAACUACCCACCGAUUGCCGGAGUCGCAAAUGGUGCAGCAUUAUUCCAUGAUGCUCCGUUCUCUGAAAUGACACACGAAAUUCUAGACAAGGUGAUGAAGCCCAAAGUGCUUGGUACCAAGAAUCUUGAUGAAGUUCUCGGUGAUACCGACCUGGAUUUCUUUAUCGUUUUCUCAUCCCUCACAUCCGUUCUCGGCAAUAGUGGGCAGUGCAAUUAUACGGCUGCAAAUGCUUAUAUGACUGGCCUUGUCGGCCAAAGACAGAAACGUGGUCUUGCAGCAACUUCUCUCGAUAUUGGUUCCAUCAUCGGCCUUGGGAUUAUGGACCGUGCUGGAGAGUCGGCUAGAGAGCAGUUGAUUCGGUAUGGCUUCAUGGCUAUAUCUCAGGCGGACUUACAUCAGCUUCUCGCAGAAGCUAUCCACGCUGGUCGUCCCAAAUCCGGCCGAAAUCCUGUUGUUACUACGGGCUGCCGUACCGUCCAAGAAGAGGAGGAGCCCCCAGUAAUGUGGAUUGAGGAUCCCCGCUUGCAGCACAAGGUGAUUUGGGGAUCGAACUCCGCUAAUACUGAUCCCAACAACAAGAGAAGCCCUCUUCCAGUCCAUGAUCAGCUAGCUGAAGCAGCAAGCUUAGCAGACGGGCUCGAAAUCUUGAAAGAAUCCUUCUCCGCCAAGGUAGCAAUGAUUUCCAGACUUGCUGGUGGGCAAGUGGGCCAUGACAUUCCGCUUGUUGAGCUUGGAAUUGACUCUUUGGUCGCCGUGGAGAUUCGCGGUCCUUCAGUCACUGACCUAUGUCAGCUGGCCCUCGAAAAGCUACCGGAAGGUAUUCUCCCCAUUUUCGAAGGUACAGGCUCGGGCAAGCCAAAGUCCGAAGAAAUCAAAACCAAGACUCCCGUUUCGGAGCCCAAAUCAUCGGCCCCGGUCCCUGUUGCCCAAUUUGAAUCAUCUCGCAAUUGGAGUACAAAUACUUCUGCCUCUCCAGAGUCAACAUCACCAAGCGAUGGAUCACCGACUAGUACCCCAGCAACAGCCCUGUCCAAAGUCACGUCUUCAAUUGAUCUAGCUACCCUUGCCGACUCAGAGAAGCCCGUAGCUAGAUCCCCUGACUUUGUGAAGAAAGAGCUAGUAUCGUUCCCUCAGUCUCGAUUCUGGUUUCUCGGGCUUUUGAUAGACGACCAAACAACAUUCAACGUCACGUUCUAUUUCCGCAUAACUGGAAAUUUGCGUGUUGGAGAUCUUGAGCGAGCCGUUCGUCUGGUUACCAAUAGACACGAGUCAUUACGUACAUGCUUCGUGCCUCACGAGAAAGAGGCCGAUCUAGCGUAUCAGAAGGUGUUGCCUACGUCGCUCAUAAGACUUGAGCAGAAGAAGAUCAACAGAGUUGAGGACGUUGAAAUUGAAUAUGCUGCUAUGAAACAAGUCCCAUUUGAUCUCUCUAGUGGCAAUCUGAUGAGGCUGAUCUUACUGACCCUUUCCCCAUCGGAGCAUUACCUUCUUUUCAACUACCACCAUAUUCUUAUGGAUGGUGUCAGUUUGCAAAACUUCCUCGCUGAUCUUGAAAAGGCUUAUCAGAGGCAACCUCUCAGUCCACCCCCAUGCCAGGUUCCAGAAAUCUCACGCUCACAACGAGCUGCGUUUGAGAGCGGUGCAUUUGACGAAGAUAUUGCAUACUGGAAAAAGGAGUUUCCAAACGGGCAUCCAGUUCUGCCUCUUCUCCCUAUGUCAAUUGCAACAUCAAGGAUGCCGCUCGAUUCCUUUAACGUGCAUCAAGUUGACUGCAGAAUAGGUUCAGAGCUAAUAAACAAGAUUCGAGAAGCUGCUAGAGUCAAUCACGCGACAACCUUCCAUUUCUAUCUUGCUACGUUCAAGGCUAUGCUCUUCCGCUUUACCGAUGCAGAAGACAUAACAAUUGGUAUUGCAGAUGCCAACAGAAUCAGCGCGGACGUUGCGGGAACCAUUGGAUUACUCCUUAAUCUCCUUACGCUACAAUUCAAACGCGAUGACAAUCAAUCGUUUUCUAUGGGAGUCCAGGAAUCGCGAGGAAAGUCAUUGGAAGCCUUGACACACUCCAAUGUCCCCUUCGAUAUUUUGCUCAAGGAGCUCAAUGUACCACGGUCAUCGUCCUAUAGCCCCUUAUUCCAGUGCUUCUUUGACUAUCGUCAAGGCCACCAGGAGAAAUGGUCAUUUGGCAGCACUCGAUUCGAAUUCUUGGAACUUCAUCCUGGCCGUACCGCAUACGAUAUGACUCUGGAUAUAACUGAUAGCACUGACGCCAAAGCUGGAUACGGUCCCCAUUUUGAAUCCUCAUGGUCUGGUGGCACACUUCCUCACCGUAUUGACCAGAUAGCCAAAGAGAAUGCAGAUAGGGUGGCUUUGAAAGAUGGACAUGGAAGAGUUUUCACAUAUGGCACGAUGACUGAUCGGAUUGAGGCUAUCGCUGCGUCCUUGCAAGAGAAUGGUGUGGGUCAGGACUCAAGAGUCCUUGUAUUUGAAGAUGCUACCGCCGAUUGGCCCUGCUCUAUGUUGGCCAUAAUGCGUAUCGGUGCUGUAUACGUUCCUUUGGAUCUCCGCAACCCGCUCUCUCGCCUUGCAGAUGUGGCAGGUAGCUGCAAGCCAGCAGCGAUUCUUGUCGACUCCACCACUCUCGAAGAUGUACCACAUAUUAAUGUAACAUCUGCGAAAGUAAUCAACGUAUCAGACAUUGGUUCCAAGUCGAUUAAUGUGCCUAAUGCAUCCCGUGCGGACGCUGUUGCUGCACUGCUUUACAUAAGUGGGUCGACCGGCAAGCCCAAGGGUAUUGUUGUGACACACGCGGGUCUUUGCAACGAGAUUGAAGGAUACACAUGGCGAUGGGGUUUAAGCGCAGAGCGAGUCCUCCAGCAAAGUGCUUUCACCUUCAAUCAUUCUUCAGACCAGAUGUACACAGGUCUGGUUCACGGGGGUUCCGUCUAUAUUGUUCCAUGGGACAAACGCGGAGAUCCAAUUGAGGUCACCAAGAUUAUUCAUGAGGAAGGAAUAACGUAUACCAAGGCCACCCCUGCUGAGUACUCGCUUUGGCUCGAUUAUGGUAAUGAGAAUCUCAAACAGGCUUCUGACUGGCGAUUUACCUUUGGGGGUGGUGAGUCUCUGACAGAAACACUCACAAAGAGUCUUGCAAAGCUGGAUCUACCUGAUCUACGAUUCUUCAACUCCUAUGGUCCUACGGAAAUUUCUAUCUCGUCCACGAAGAUGGAGGUCAUGUAUCGCGAACCGCAACCUGUGGGCCGUAUUCCAUGUGGCUUCAUGCUUCCUAACUAUUCAGCCUAUAUUCUUGAUGAUCAUCGCAAGCCAGUCCCCCUCGGUAUGCCAGGAGAAUUGUAUAUUGGCGGUGCAGGCGUGUCCCUCGGCUAUCUAGACAACCAGAAGCUGACAGACAAACACUUCAUGCCAAACCCAUAUGCCUCACCAGAGUAUAUCGCAAAAGGCUGGACCCGUAUGUACCGAACAGGUGACAUCGCUCAUCUUCAAGAAGAUGGGGCAAUGGUGUUCCAUAAUCGUAUUGCAGGUGACACGCAGGUAAAGAUUCGCGGCCUACGAAUUGAGCUAGGCGACAUCGAAAGCAAUAUUAUCAAAUCAUCCGGCGGCGCUCUGAAAGAAUCUGCCGUUACAUUGCGCGGUGAUGAUCCCCCAGUCACGGUCGCACAUGUAGUGUUUGCGCCUAAUCAUCAAGUUGUCGACGCCGAAGCAUUCUUGGCCCAGCUUUUGAAGAACCUCGAUGUAGCCGUGCCACGUACACUAAUCCGGCUACCCCGAAUUAGUGUCCCCCACCGUAAAGGAAAAUAUCACCGACUUUAG
Molecule: messenger RNA, 9738 nt
Organism: Penicillium angulare
Lineage: Eukaryota; Fungi; Ascomycota; Eurotiomycetes; Eurotiales; Aspergillaceae
Exons: 13
Coding region: 1-9738 (3245 amino acids)
Biological process (GO): fatty acid biosynthetic process; secondary metabolite biosynthetic process
Molecular function (GO): fatty acid synthase activity
Source: RefSeq, a predicted model, not a curated record